This is a messenger RNA of Microdochium trichocladiopsis, 829 nucleotides long. Its product is annotated as cytidine deaminase-like protein. Gene Ontology annotation, molecular function: diaminohydroxyphosphoribosylaminopyrimidine deaminase activity. Lineage: Eukaryota; Fungi; Ascomycota; Sordariomycetes; Xylariales; Microdochiaceae. The coding region runs from base 256 to 783 and encodes 175 amino acids. The transcript has a single exon. The record is from RefSeq and is a predicted model, not a curated record.
CUGGGGUCGAAAGUGGUGGGGUUGAUUGGAUCGACUUUGACGAUCUCAAAUUCCUGCAGCUUGCAUUUUGUACUGAAACACCGGAAUCUGGCGUCUCCUAGACUUGGCCAUUGCAUUCUAAACUCCUGCUGCUGCAUCUGAAUCGCUUCCAUCAGACAGUACUGUUUACAGGAUUCGUAUGAGAGCCUCCACCAUACCACUUUGCACAUCUGGAAGUACACACUAAAGCAGGCCAACACAACCAAAAUUUGCGCCAUGGAAACACAAGCCCAGAUCACAGGGAUCAAGCCAGGUGACCACGACGCAUACAUGCGCCUCGCCCUCUCACUGGCCACAAGAUCACCACCCAAGCCCACAAACUACCGAGUUGGUGCCCUCGUGGUCGACGUGGCCACAAACGAGAUCCUCGCGACUGGAUACACGCUCGAGCUGCCCGGAAAUACACACGCAGAGCAGUGCUGCAUCGAAAAGCUUGCCAAGCAGUAUGCUGUAGAUCCUGCACUGCUCAGUCAAGCUCUGCCGGACGAAGUGGCCAUUUACACCACUGUCGAGCCGUGCAUUCUGAGGCUGAGUGGAAACAAGCCUUGCGUGGAAAGGAUUUUGGAUAUUGGCAAAAGCAGAGUCAAAACGGUUUAUGUUGGCGUGCAAGAGCCAGAUACUUUCGUCAGCGGCAACUCGGGCAGUCAGAGGCUCAAAGACGCGGGCAUAGAAGUUGUUCAUGUGCCAGGAUUAGAAGACGAGAUCUUGGCGGUCGCUACGGCUGGUCAUAAAGCUGCAACUUGAUUUUGCUGAAUCAGGUACAUAAGUCUAUGAAUUUCUUCUGCGCUCA